AUGGACAUCCGCUCCCAGCCUGGGCCGAUUCGCAUGAGACACGUCUGGCAGCAACAACGGCGGGCAAAAAAGCCCUACAGCCGGCCACAAAUACACAGCAGCAACAAAUCCUGCAUGCUGUGCCACCACACCCAGGACAACGACAUCUGCGGGGACAAGAGAAUGAAGUUCAAGCUCUGUGUCCACACCUACUGCCAGAUCCUCGCCACCGGGCUUUACCCACGCGAGGACACUGGACACUUUCUCGUGGGGGACACCAGGCGCAUCAUCAUGGAAGCAACCAAGAAGGUGGGGAUGACCUGGCAGGAGGAGCAGGCAGCUUUGCACCAGGAGAGGCUUCGCCAGCUCCUCCUGCUCCCCAGCAAAGAAGCCCCAGGCCUGGCACAUACAGGGGCCUCAGGGGCACGUGGCUCUGGGGCUCUGAGCGGACUCUGCCCACAUCCCACUCACUCUCCGGUGAUGCAAAGAGACCACAAAUCUCCAGUCCUGACAUUCAUGGGGCUGCUGUGCUCUUUCCAGACCUGCUUCAUCUGCUGCAAGAUGGGGGCCACCAUCACCUGCUGCCAGACCGGCUGCGACCGCACCUUCCACCUGCCCUGUGCCCCAGACGGACAAUGUGUCACCCAGUACUUCGGGGCCUACAGGUCCUUCUGCUGGGAGCACCGCCCACAGCAGGCACUGCGGCCACGUCCAAGCCAGGACAACACCUGCGCCAUCUGCCUGGACACGGUGGAAGACAACAUCUCCUACAAAACCAUGGGGUGUCCCGCAUGCCAAGACGCCCGCUUCCACCGGCACUGCAUCCAGAGACUGGCUCUGCACGCUGGCAUUGACUUCCGAUGCCCGCGUUGCCUCAAACAAGAGCCGUUCACGACGGAAAUGCUCGCCAUGGGGAUCCGACUCUCUAAGAGACCCCCAUCAUGGCAGACUGACCCAGAGGUCGGACCCUCAGAUCAGAGGCAUGGCCGCUGCGAUGCCACAACGUGCCUUUGUCCAGGAGGCAGGGAGCACACCGAGGCACACGGACGCUGGCAACUGCGGCUCUGCAGCUCCUGCGCCGCUGAGGGCAUCCACCAACUCUGCUCCUCUUUGGGCAACAGCACCUGCUCCUGGGAGUGCAGCACCUGUGCUGCCACCGACACUGGUAGGCAACAAAGCAUUCAGCACUAUGCAAGGCACACAGGGACCACGAUGGGCCUGGCACCAGGGCCCUCAGCACAGCUUGGCUCCAGGAGGGCACUGGAUACCACAGCGGCCUCUUCUGCCUGCAGCCUGGGGACUGUCCUGACAACCUUCAUUCUGCCUGUCCCUCUUUGCAGGUUCCACUGGCAAAUCAGACCUUGUGGGCCCCAAAAAAUCGAGCACAGAACUGCUGACUCUGUCCCAGGACACGGUGCUCCUCAAGAGCUGCUGCUCCAUCAGCCCUCAGCAGGCUUUAAGGCAGAGCCACACUGA
Molecule: messenger RNA, 1455 nt
Organism: Zonotrichia leucophrys gambelii
Lineage: Eukaryota; Metazoa; Chordata; Aves; Passeriformes; Passerellidae
Cellular component (GO): nucleus
Source: RefSeq, a predicted model, not a curated record